AUGCGCCGCAGCCUGUGGCUGGCUGUGGUCUGGCUGCUCUGGCUGCAGGUACUCGGCGCCACAGGAGCCCCGAGCGCAUCCCGGCGGCCACGCAGCUACCCACACCUGGAAGGCGACGUGCGCUGGCGGCGCCUCUUCUCGUCCACACACUUUUUCUUGCGCGUGGACCACCAAGGCCGCGUGCAGGGUACCCGCUGGCACCAUGGACAGGAAAGUGUGGUGGAGAUGCGCUCCGUCCGUGUGGGUGUCGUGGUCAUCAAGGCCGUGCAUUCAGGGUUCUACGUGGCCAUGAGCCCCCAGGGCCGGCUCUAUGGGUCGCGGUUCUACACGGUGGACUGCAGGUUCCGGGAACGCAUCGAGGAGAACGGCUACAACACGUACGCCUCGCUCCGCUGGCGCUACCAUGGCCGGCCCAUGUUCCUGGCUCUAGACGGCCGCGGUGCCCCUCGACGAGGACCCCGCACGCGGAGACGCCACCUGUCCACCCACUUCUUGCCCGUGCUGGUCUCCUGA
This is a messenger RNA of Ochotona curzoniae (black-lipped pika), 513 nucleotides long. It is a transcript of the gene FGF22, whose product is annotated as fibroblast growth factor 22. Gene Ontology annotation, biological process: positive regulation of gene expression; regulation of cell migration; positive regulation of cell population proliferation. Gene Ontology annotation, cellular component: cytoplasm. Lineage: Eukaryota; Metazoa; Chordata; Mammalia; Lagomorpha; Ochotonidae. The record is from RefSeq and is a predicted model, not a curated record. The transcript is spliced from 3 exons. Bases 1 to 513 code for a protein of 170 amino acids. Gene Ontology annotation, molecular function: fibroblast growth factor receptor binding; growth factor activity.